This is a messenger RNA of Macrosiphum euphorbiae (potato aphid), 1464 nucleotides long. The record is from the annotation of a GenBank genome assembly. Lineage: Eukaryota; Metazoa; Arthropoda; Insecta; Hemiptera; Aphididae.
AUGCUAUUAAUCAUAAUAUAUUUGUGUACCGUUUGUGUUAUUACAGGAGUUUUUAGUUUUGUAUCACUAACAUUAUUUGCAAUCGGAUCAGCUGCUCUACAUGUGCCAUACAGGAAACCAUGGAUCGAUUCGGAGACAGUAAAUAGUUUUUUCGGAGGGAAGAAAUGGGUGGUUUUGGUAGCCGGUUCGGAUGGAUGGAACAAUUACAGACAUCAGGCGGACAUAUGUCAUGCAUACCAAAUAAUUCGAGAAAACGGCAUACCGAAAGAAAAUAUAAUUACGAUGAUGGUGGAUGACAUUGCAAACAAUCCAAGGAAUCCCACUCCAGGAACGAUAAUUAAUCAACCAAACGGAACGGACGUGUACAAAGGAGUUGUCAUCGACUACAAGGGGAUGGAUGUAAAUAGCACAAAUUUCUUGAAGAUUAUCACUGGCGAUAAAAAAGCCAUGCAAUCCAUUGGAACUGGAAAAGUAAUUGAAGGAGGACCGCACGAUAAAGUAUUCAUUAAUUUUGUCGAUCACGGUACUACAGGAAUAUUAGGUUUCCCAGACGAUUUAUUAUACGCUGAUGAACUGAACGACGCGCUCAAAACUAUGCACGCAUCUGCACGUUAUAAAAUGGUGUUGAUGUACAUUGAAGCGUGUAAGGCAGGUUCUAUGUUUGAUGGGAUACUCCUUGACAACACAGGUGUUUUGGCGGUAACUGCAUCAGGUCCCAGGGAAAAUUCGUUUGGAUGCUACUGUCGAUCUCAAUCUGGACCAUACAACACAUGUCUUGGAGAUUUGUUCAGCGUCACAUGGAUGGAAAACUGGGACGCGUUGGUAUCCGAAUCGUCUGAGAAAAAGAGAACCGUUUUCUUUGACUUCAAUGAGGCGAGAACCAACGUAACCGAAAGCAACGUCAUGGUGUACGGUGAUUUCAGAAUGGGUCAUGAAAAGCUCUCCUCGUUCAUAGGUUACAAGAACCACAGCAAAAAACCUGCUUCGGCCAAACCAAUAAUGACCGCAACGAAUAAGCCAAAGAACACAGUGUCCAGUAGAACCGUGCACGAAAAUUCGGUACAACAAGAAUUGGCGGGCCAUAAGUUGUCAGUCUCGGAAAGGCACCAUUUGUCAACAGAAUUACAUUUGAAUAACGAAAUGAGGUUGAUCAUCGACAAAGCACUUCGGACACUUUAUUCGAAGAUAGUGAAGGCUAGACCGGAAAUCAUAAGUAAAGUCGGUGACUUUUACGAACCCAAUCAUCUAGAACUCUCGUUAGAUAUGUUCCCGUGUUACAGAAGUAUUCUAAAUAAAAUCACGGAGAGCUGCUUUUCUUUGGCACGGAAUCCCUACGCUUUGGAUCGGUUGACGAUUUUCGCAAACUUUUGUGUCGUCGAUAAACACAUACACCAGAUGGUCGAAAAAUUGGUCAGUGAAUCGUGUUCGAACGAUCAUAAAUUUAAUAUAAAAAACGUAUAUUAG